Molecule: messenger RNA, 4798 nt
Organism: Carlito syrichta (Philippine tarsier)
Lineage: Eukaryota; Metazoa; Chordata; Mammalia; Primates; Tarsiidae
Gene: PTEN
Product: phosphatase and tensin homolog
Exons: 10
Coding region: 878-1498 (206 amino acids)
Biological process (GO): negative regulation of cell population proliferation; cell motility; regulation of phosphatidylinositol 3-kinase/protein kinase B signal transduction
Cellular component (GO): plasma membrane; cell projection; cytosol
Molecular function (GO): inositol-1,3,4,5-tetrakisphosphate 3-phosphatase activity; phosphatidylinositol-3,4-bisphosphate 3-phosphatase activity; protein tyrosine phosphatase activity
Source: RefSeq, a predicted model, not a curated record
GCAGCCGCCGCAGCAGCCAUUACCCGGCGGCGGUCCAGAGCCCCGCGGCAGCCGAGCGAGGGGCGUCCGCCACCGCCAGGUCCAGAGCCAUUUCCAUCCUGCAGAAGAAGCCCCGCCACCAGCAGCUUCUGCCAUCUCUCUCCUCCUUUUUCUUCAGCCACAGGCUCCCAGACAUGACAGCCAUCAUCAAAGAGAUCGUUAGCAGAAACAAAAGGAGGUAUCAAGAGGAUGGAUUCGACUUAGACUUGACCUAUAUUUAUCCAAACAUUAUUGCUAUGGGAUUUCCUGCAGAAAGACUUGAAGGCGUAUACAGGAACAAUAUUGAUGAUGUAGUAAGAUGUGCUGAAAGACAUUAUGACACCGCCAAAUUUAACUGCAGAGUUGCACAGUAUCCUUUUGAAGACCAUAACCCACCACAGCUAGAACUUAUCAAACCUUUUUGUGAAGAUCUUGACCAAUGGCUAAGUGAAGAUGACAAUCACGUUGCAGCAAUUCACUGUAAAGCUGGAAAGGGACGAACUGGUGUAAUGAUUUGUGCAUAUUUAUUACAUCGGGGUAAAUUUUUAAAGGCACAAGAGGCCCUAGAUUUCUACGGGGAAGUAAGGACCAGAGAUAAAAAGGCAGUUCCUCCAAGAGGUAUUCCAGGAGAAGGCAUUCUGUUGUAGGAGAUGACAGCUCCAUGUUUGUUAUUGUCCCUGAAGACCCUCCAGUAAGACAUGAUGUGGAGAUGGGAGACAGUGAUAAUGAUGAUCUCGACCCUCUAUACACCUAGGCUAAAGGAGUAACUAUUCCCAGUCAGAGGCGCUAUGUGUAUUAUUAUAGCUACCUGUUAAAGAAUCAUCUGGAUUAUAGACCAGUGGCACUGUUGUUUCACAAGAUGAUGUUUGAAACUAUUCCAAUGUUCAGUGGCGGAACUUGCAAUCCUCAGUUUGUGGUCUGCCAGCUAAAGGUGAAGAUAUAUUCCUCCAAUUCAGGACCCACACGACGGGAAGACAAGUUCAUGUACUUUGAGUUCCCUCAGCCAUUACCUGUGUGUGGUGACAUCAAAGUAGAGUUCUUCCACAAACAGAACAAGAUGCUAAAAAAGGAUAAAAUGUUUCACUUUUGGGUAAAUACGUUCUUCAUACCAGGACCAGAAGAAACUUCAGAGAAAGUAGAAAAUGGAAGUCUAUGUGAUCAAGAAAUUGAUAGCAUUUGCAGUAUAGAGCGUGCAGAUAAUGACAAGGAAUAUCUAGUACUUACUUUAACAAAAAAUGAUCUUGACAAAGCAAAUAAAGACAAGGCCAACCGAUACUUCUCUCCAAAUUUUAAGGUGAAGCUGUAUUUUACAAAAACAGUAGAGGAGCCAUCAAAUCCAGAGGCAAGCAGUUCAACUUCUGUAACACCAGAUGUUAGUGACAAUGAACCUGAUCAUUAUAGAUAUUCUGACACCACUGACUCUGAUCCAGAGAACGAACCUUUUGAUGAAGAUCAGCAUACACAAAUUACAAAAGUCUGAAUUUUUUUUUUAUCAAGAGGGAUAAAACACCAUGAAAACAAACUUGAAUAAACUGAAAAUGGACCUUUUUUUUUUUUUUAAUGGCAAUAGGACAUUGUGUCAGAUUACCAGUUAUAGGAACAAUUCUCUUUUCCUGACCAAUCUUGUUUUACCCUAUACAUCCACAGGGUUUUGACACUUGUUGUCCAGUUGAAAAAAGGUUGUGUAGCUGUGUCAUGUAUAUAUCUUUUUGUGUCAAAAGGACAUUUAAAAUUCAAUUAGGAUUAAUAAAGAUGGCACUUUCCCAUUUUAUUCCAGUUUUAUAAAAAGUGGAGACAGACUGAUGUGUAUACGUAGGAGUUUUUCCUCUUGUGUUCUGUCACCAACUAAAGUGGCUAAAGAGCUUUGUGAUAUACUGGUUCACAUCCUACCCCUUUGCACUUGUGGCAACAGAUAAGUUUGCAGUUGGCUAAGAGAAGUUUCCAAAGGGUUUUGCUACAUUCUAAUGCAUGUAUUUGGGUUAGGGGAAUGGAGGGAAUGCUCAGAAAGGAAUCUAUUUUAUGCUGGACUCUGGACCAUAUACCAUCUCCAGCUAUUUACACACACCUUUCUUUAGCAUGCUAUAGUUAUUAAUCUGGACAUUUGAGGAAUUGGCCGCUGUCACUGCUUGUUGUUUGUGCAUUUUUUUUAAAGCAUAUUGGUGCUAGAAAAGGCAGCUAGAGGAAGUGAAACUGUAUUGGGGUACAGGAAUGAACCUUCGGCCACAUCUUAAGAAUCCACAAAUGAAGGGAUAUAAAAAUAAUGUGGUCACAGAUAAAAAACACAGCAACAAUGACUUAACCAUAGAAAUGUGGAGGCUACCAACAAAGAAUGGGCUUGAAACAUUAUAAAAAUUGACAAUGAUUUAUUAAAUACGUUUUCUCAAUUGUAAUGACUGCUCCAUCUCCUGUGUAAUCAAGGCCAGUUCUGAAAGUCAGAUGCUAUUAGUACCUACAUCAGCCAACAACUUACACUUAUUUUACACGUUUUCAAUCAUAUACCUGCUGUGGAUGCUUCAUGUGCUGCCUGCAACCUUUUUUCUUCUCAUUAAGUACAAAAUAUUUUGUAAUGCUGCACAGGAAAUUUCAAUUGGAGAUUCUACAGUAAGCGUUUUUUUUUUCUUUGAAGAUUUAUGAUGCACUUACUCAGUCCAAUAGCUGUCAGCCGUUCCACCCUUUUGACCUUACACAUUCUAUUACAAUGAGUUUUGCAGUUUUGCACAUUUUUAAAUGUCAUUAACUGUUAGGGAAUUUUACUUGAAUACUGAAUACAUAUAGUGUUUAUAUUAAAAAGGACAUUAUUUGUGUUGAAAAAGGAAAUUAGAGUUGCAGUAAAUUUUCAACACUGCGCAGAUAAUAAGACAUUUAAUUUUCAGUAGAAAUUGUCCUACAUAUGCUUUAUUGAUUUGCUAUUGAAAGAAUAGAUUUUUUUUUAAUGUGCAGUGUUGGAUUAUUUCUUUGUAGUGCUAGUGUUGGGACUAGGGCUUCAAUUUCACUUCUUAAAAAGUAUCAUCAUAUAUUUGAUACGCCCAGACUGCAGACUAUUUUAAGCAGAGUACAACUACUAAUGUAAAGCUAAUGUUAAGAUACUAUUAAAAAGAUUUUUUUUCCAAAAAUUUGGUGUCUUUCAAAUUAUAUCUUGACCUUGACAUUUGAAUACCCAGCCAUUAUAUUUCUUAAUGGUGUGAAGUUCCAUUUUCAAUAACUUAUUGGUGCUGACAUUGUUCACUAGCUGUGGUCUGACCUAGUUAAUUUGCAAAUACAGAUUGCAUAGGACCUCCUAGAGCAGCAUUUAUAGAGUUUGAUGGUAAAUAGAUUAGGCAGAACUUCAUCAGAAAUAUUCUUAGUCUAUAAUGUGGACGUGUUUUCCAUACCUCGUCAGUUUCAUUCAACAAACAAAAUUUUUAAAUUUUUAACAAAGCUCUUAGGAUUUACACAUUUAUAUUUAAACAUUGAUAUAUAGAGUCUAAAUUGACUGCUCAUAGGUUAAAUUGGAAAAGUCAGAGACAACUGUUCCUAAGAUCUCACCAUUGAAAUUUAUAUGCCACCUUGUCUUUCAUAAAAACUGAAAACUGUUGACUAAAAUGAAAAUCAACUUAAUGUUUUGAAGAUAGUUAUUAAUAUCGUUCUUUGUUACAAUUUUGGGCACAGCAUAUUAAAACAUAACUUGUAUUGUUCCAAUACGUAACAUGGAGGGCCAGGUCAUAAGUAAUGACAUUAUAAUGGGCUUUUGCACUGUUAUUAUUUUUCCUUUGGAAUGUGAAGGUCUGAAUGAGGGUUUUGAUUUUGAAUGUUUCAGUGUUUUUGAGAAGCCUUGCUUACAUUUUAUGGUGUAGUCAUUGGAAAUGGAAAAAUGGCAUUAUAUAUAUAUUAUAUAUAUAAAUAUAUAUUAUACAUACUCUCCUUUAUUUCAGUUACCAUCCCCAUAGAAUUUGACAAGAAUUGCUAUGACUGAAAGGUUUUCGGGUCCUAGUUGAAACUUUAUUUAUGACAGUAUUCACAAUUAGCCUGAAAUGCAUUCUGUAGGUAAUCUCUCGGAGUUUCUGGAAUGUUUCCCUAGACUUUUUGGAUGUGCAGCAGCUUACAUGUCUGAAGUUACUUGAAGGCAUCACUUUUUAAAAGGCUUACAAUCGGGCCCGGUACCAUCCCAAGUCCUUUGUAGCUCCUCUUGAACAUUUUUGCCAUCAUGAGGAAAGGGUAGUGAAGUAAAUAGCAUCACCAUUCUUUGCUGUGGCACAGGUUGUAAACUUAAGUGGAGUUUACCGGCAGCAUCAAAUGUUUCAGCUUUAAAAAAAUAAAAGUAGGGUACAAGUUCCAUGUCUAGUUCUAGAAAAUGUGUGCAAUAUGUUCAUAACGAUGGCUGUGGUUGCCACAAAGUGCCUCGUUUACCUUUAAAUACUGUUAAUGUGUCAUGCAUGCAGAUGGAAGGGGUGGAACUGUGCACUCAAGCGGGGGCUUUCACUGUAGCGUUUGGCAGAGUUGCCUUCUACCUGCCAGUUCAAAAGUUCGAUCUGUUUUCAUAUAGAAUAUAUAUACUAAAAAACUUCAGUCUGUUAAACAGCCUUACCUGAUUCAGCCUCUUCAGAUACUCUUGUGCUGUGCAGCAGUGGCUGUGUGUGUAAAUGCUAUGCACUGAGGAUACACAAAAAAACCCAAUAUGAUGUGUACAGGAUAAUGCCUCAUACCAAUCAGAUGUCCAUUUGUUAUUGUGUUUGUUAACAACCCUUUAUCUCUUAGUGUUAUAAACUCCACUUAAAACUGAUUAAAGUCUCAUUCUUGUCAU